This is a messenger RNA of Polypterus senegalus (gray bichir), 4833 nucleotides long. It is a transcript of the gene ablim3, whose product is annotated as actin binding LIM protein family, member 3. Gene Ontology annotation, molecular function: actin filament binding. Gene Ontology annotation, biological process: cytoskeleton organization; cilium assembly; lamellipodium assembly. Lineage: Eukaryota; Metazoa; Chordata; Cladistia; Polypteriformes; Polypteridae. The transcript is spliced from 23 exons. Gene Ontology annotation, cellular component: stress fiber; actin cytoskeleton. The record is from RefSeq and is a predicted model, not a curated record. Bases 638 to 2707 code for a protein of 689 amino acids.
CACACACACACACACAAAAAGAGCGAAAUUCAGCCUUGGCGCUGGAGGAGCGCAGCGCAUCUCCCUGUCCCAGGAGCUCCGGACCUCAAGUGCAUGUCUUGGAUCGGCCUGGCUGCAGAGUCGCGCUUGGGGCUUUUCUGACGUUUCUAGAGGUGAUUUGGCUGUCUCCGAAACUGAGAGGAUCUCUCGGGGGUGUUUCCUCCGGCUGUCAGGGAGGAAUGCGCCUCUGCUGCAGCUCACCGCUUUGCAAAACCGCACCUCCAUUGCGAUCGCCAGCAGCCUGCGCUGCGACCCGCCUUUGCGUUUUUGAUUUUUUAGACAGCCCCCGUGUGUUAAAUUCGAAUGCUUUGACCUUGCUGGAAGUAGAGUGGCCGGGUUUCGGAAGGCAAAGAAGACAACAAAAGGCAAGAAUGGGAGAAGAUCAGUGCAUUAUUCAAUCAAUACAGUGAUCAUCGCUGUCAUUAAUAGAAAAAUAUUAGGAAGGAUUUGCACUGUACGUUUUCGCAUUAUAUCGGAUAUUUUCAAGGGAUAAUAUACAUCAAAGACUCGGAAUUACAUAGGACAAAACGUCGCCUUUUUCCUCCUGCGAAGGCAUUUUUCCAAUUUCUCUGCCGGAUAACAUCAGGAGCUCCAUACCAUGAGCACUAGUGCAGUUCCCUACCAGCAGAACUCCUACAGCACAUCAAGAGGUGCCUCUGUGAUUCAGUGCUAUCGUUGUGGAGAUGUGUGCAAAGGAGAAGUGGUGAGAGUGCAGAGCACCCAUUUCCAUGUGAAGUGCUUCACCUGUGAAGUGUGUGGGUGUGACCUUGCCAGGUCAGGAUUUUUCCAGAAAAAUGGAGAAUACAUCUGCACGUCGGAUUACCAGAGACUCUACGGCACGCGCUGUGACAGUUGUGGAGAUUUCAUCACUGGAGAAGUGGUCUCUGCCCUUGGAAGAACUUAUCACCCAAAGUGCUUUGUCUGCAGUGUGUGCAGGAAACCUUUUCCCAUUGGGGAUCGAGUGACUUUCACUGGAAAAGAAUGUGUUUGCCAGCAGUGCUCUCUCACACUCGUCAACAGCAGUGAGCCGAUCAAGAUUCAUGGACCCAGCCACUGUGCCGGCUGUAAGGAGGAGAUUAAGCAGGGACAAUCACUGCUGGCGUUGGAGAAGCAAUGGCACGUGAGCUGUUUCAAAUGUCAGACGUGUGGUGUGGUGCUGACAGGAGAGUAUAUCAGCAAGGAUGGAGUUCCAUACUGUGAAUCUGACUACCACGCCCAGUUUGGCAUCAAAUGUGAAACCUGUGGCAGAUACAUCAGUGGAAGAGUACUGGAGGCUGGAGGAAAGCACUAUCAUCCAACUUGUGCCCGUUGUGCCCGGUGCCAUCUGAUGUUCACUGAAGGAGAAGAGAUGUACCUAACAGGGUCUGAAGUGUGGCACCCAUUGUGUAAGCAGGCAGCAAGAGCCGAGAGGAAACUCAAGCACAGACGCACAUCUGAAACCUCCAUCUCUCCUCCAGGGUCCAGUAUUGGCUCGCCAAACCGGGUGAUAUGCGCAAAGGUGGAAAAUGAGAUCCUAAAAUACAAGGAUCUCGCCGCACUUCCUAAGGUUAAAACAAUUUAUGAUGUUCAGCGACCUGAUCUCAUUUCCUAUGAACCUUAUCACAGAUACGCCUCAGAUGACAGGCUAGAAAGGCUCAGCUAUGGGGAGUCUCUGGGGACCCUUUCUCCAUAUUCACAGGACAUUUACGACAGUAUGGAUCUGAGACAGAGACGAGCUUCCAGCCCCGGCUACAUCGACUCACCAAGUUACAGUCGGCAUAGAAUGUCUCCCACGGUGCCUCGCUCUCCUCAGAACUAUUACAGAUCUGGCGCUGAAAGUGGCAGGAGUUCUCCAUACUACAGCCAAAUCGAUGUCAGAUCUACCACCCCAACUUCAUACCAAGCUCCCAAACAUUUCCAUGUGCCAGCCUCAGGAGAGUCAAACAUCUACAGGAAACCUCCCAUCUAUAAGAGACAUGACGAUCAUGAUUUUUCAGCAAUGAAAAGCAAGACUAGUGAGGACAUUGUCCAGUCAUCCAAGUAUCCCUCAGCCUAUUCUCCUGACCAUUACUACCAGUCAGAAUGUGACUACUACCAAUACUCGGGAUCCCCGAAAGCCCCCAGAGCACGCAGGUACUCAUCAGGUGGUGAAGAAGAUGGCUGGGACAACAGCCUUCACCGUAUCCAGAGUGGCAUAGGCAGGAUGAUCCUGAAGGAGGAGAUGAAGGCCCGAUCCGGCCCCUAUAUGAAUGACCCAUGGGCCAGUGCUCGCAACUCUCGCAGCGGAAGCAAGGAAACACUGCACAGCAUUGGAUAUGAAACAUCCAUGAAUGGAUCUCCCCGCUCUUAUUACGGAACAGACAAUGACUCCUUUAUCUCCAAAUCAGCCUCUUUGCCUGGAUAUGGGAGGAAUGGCCUCCACAGGCCACAAACAGCUGACUAUUUUCAGUAUGACAGCAGCAAUGCCGUGAACUGGGGAAUGAGAGAGUACAAGGUGUACCCAUAUGAAAUGCUAAUUGUGACCACUAGGGGGCGUAACAGACUACCAAAGGAUGUUGACAGAGCCCGACUGGAGCGUCAUUUGUCUCCAGAGGAGUUCUACCAGGUAUUUGGGAUGAGCAUGGCAGAAUUUGAUCGCCUGGCCUUGUGGAAGAGGAAUGAACUAAAAAAGCAAGCAAGACUAUUCUAAUGAAGAAGCAAUUAAAAGACAUGGCAGCAUCCCCGAGGCAUCUCAGCUUGGAGACUGCAAAGCGUUUUGCUCAGAGCUGAAGGAUUUUUGCCUGACACCAGGAGCAGAGCAAAGUUACUUAUGAGACUGGGCCUCUCCCAAAGCCUCUGGUGCAUUUCGCAAUAAACGCUCACUUGGUUGCAUUUUAAUUUAAUAUAAACUCUCUCCUAAUUUCUCCUUUGUAACUUUAUAUUGCGUUUAUCCUAAAGCAGAAGUAGCCGACUAGCAAGAUGAUAAAGCUUGGCGACUUUUACAACAGGUGCUGUGUACAAAACAGUGCUGCUUUUGAAGUUGUGGAGGCAUGUGCCUAAUGGUCAGUAGAGCAAUGGCUAAGUGAUACAAGGUAAUUAGGAAAUGACUAUCAACAAAUAAUUACUGGAAUUCAGGACAUCAUUUGUUUAGAACACCUCUUUCCAAAUGAGCUGCUGCAUAUGUCAGGCCUUUGGGACAGAGAUACUUCAGUGCUGAUUUGCAUGCCGCUCUGGCCCAUUGUCACUGUUCUCCAUUAGGCAGAGAUCCACAUUGUGCUCUCCACAAGAUAACGGCAGAUUGAUUAUGAUGUUAAAAGCACUUUGGCCAAAUUGUUCUGACCUGGGUGACAUGCUGGCUUCAUGGUGCUAAAGUCCAUGGUUAGACAGAUUAAUUUGCUGCUGUCUAUGAAGGAAGGAUCCACUGGUGCUGACCUUAAUGGCACUAUGGUCAAUAUGUGCUUAUCGUCAUAAUGUCUUUCUUCAUGUUCUGCUUUCUGUAGAUUUUGGAUUCAUUUAUUCUCUUUCCUCCCAGAAUAUCAGGAACAUCAAGCCAUUAGAUGGGUACAGCACAAGAUAAUGGCAGCGCAUUAUGACAAGAUAUCCUACCCAGUUGUAUAAUUUCUAGAAUGUUGUCGAUGAGUUAUUCAGACAUUGAAAUUGGUCCCCUCAACGAGAUAAUGCUCCUGAUAUAUUCGAGUCAACAUUAACAAUUCCCCAAUUCAGAUUGGUCCAAAAUCUAAAAUAUGGCAUGCUUACUGACACCACUGCUUGUUAAAUUAACGUCAAGAGGAAAACGAGUGGAUUUCUGAUUUGAAUGCUGUUCUCACCAGUGCCUUUUGAUAUAUUUUUGGAAUGUUUUCAAAGAGUCAGGAAGCUUUUUUUAUUUCUCUGUAUUUACUGUUCUGGGAUUUAGCAUCCGCACCCAAAGACAAGAAGAAAGAAACCAAUUUUCACUGCAGUGUUUUGAUCGUUGCACAAUAGCAAAUUUUAAGUUACAUGGACAUGGUGUGCACUCAGUAUUACAGCUUCAGAUAAAGACAGAUAAAGAUUACCUCCCUGUGUUGUAAGUACUCAUGGGAGCUGAAAAUAUGUGACCUGUGCUUUGGACUCAAAUCUGUAGCUUCCUUCUUCCAGUGAAGUGGUAGGCUGACCUAGAACGAGCUCCUCCAAAGCUGCUCACUCAGUACGGUUGGCAUGAGUUACUCAGUCUUGCAGCAAAACUUUAAAGGCCACCCACUUAGACAGAUCUGCCCACCCAGAGUCCCUAACAGAAUGCAACUGCUGAGAGAGACAGAUAUCUCCAGUUCUUAGACUACCCCAGUGAGGGGCUUCUGUUUUACUUUAUUUUUAAUGGCUUUUUCUUUGGCUUGAAAGAUGUUACCUUUCUGAUUGUUUGUAGGGUUGCUUUUGAAAAUGACAAUAUGUUUCUUUAACUUAGAAUGUUUAAUAAAGAAUGGAAAUGGCUAAUCCAAUUGGCUUCUUUAGCUCACGUUGGUUAUUGGCCGUAUAACUUUAAGUGUCCAAUGAAUCUGCAGCACAAGGAGACCUUGUCUUCACUAAUAAAAGGUUUUCCAUUGGGGAGUUCUCAUAAACUCUAUUAAGAAGUACACUUUGAUGUCCCUUAACGGAUUUGGAAUUUUUUGGAUGGAAGCACAAAUUGUACAGAUAAUGCAGUUUGCAGGCAAUUUAGACCUUUCCUGUGUUCUGCUUAUCAAGAAGAUAUUUUUAAACUGUACAUUUUGUAAUGGUAUAUAGCAGCCUAGCCACUGUCAGUACUGUAUCAAUAAAAUGACCUAUAUCUUAUAUUUAAAUAAAUGUGUUCUUUUCAUGUCUAAA